CGCACCCCCCGCCGCCGCCGGAGCCGCUGCCAUCGGCCGCGAUGGGGGCCGCCCCGCUCCGCCGCCUGCUGCUCUCGCUGCUGCUCCUGCCCGCCAAGGGGACCGGCGCGCCCGCCGAGGAGCCGAGGGAGUACCGCGAUCCCUGCAAGGCCGCUGCCUUUUGGGGAGAUAUCGCUUUAGAUGAAGAUGAUCUGAAGCUGUUUCAAAUAAACGGAACUGUUGACUUAACAAAGCACUCAGGUGGCAACGCAAGACACACUUCAGGAGGCCUGGGAGAACAGUUUCUUGUGUCAAGCGAGAAUACCACUUCAACUGAUCAAAAAGCAGUUAAAAAGGACGGCAGGCAGAACACAACGCUUGCAAGGAGACCGAAGAUGAAGGAAUAUAAAGAUGAGUCUGGGAUGGAUACACACUCCUCUCCCAGAGUGCGCAGGGCAACCACAUCCAGGGCUGAGAGGAUCUGGCCAGGGGGGGUCAUCCCCUAUGUGAUCGGAGGAAAUUUCACUGGAACCCAAAGAGCUAUCUUUAAGCAAGCGAUGAGGCACUGGGAGAAACAUACUUGUGUGACGUUUGUGGAGAGAACUGAUGAAGAGAGUUUCAUUGUGUUCACGUACAGAACGUGCGGAUGCUGCUCAUAUGUGGGUCGCCGAGGAGGGGGCCCUCAAGCUAUAUCUAUUGGGAAGAACUGUGACAAGUUUGGUAUUGUGGCGCAUGAGCUGGGUCAUGUGGUGGGUUUCUGGCAUGAGCACACACGGCCUGACAGGGACCAGCAUGUCACAAUCAUCAGAGAGAAUAUACAGCAAGGUCAGGAAUACAACUUUUUAAAGAUGGAAGCUGGAGAAGUGAACUCACUGGGAGAGACCUAUGACUUUGACAGCAUCAUGCACUAUGCUAGGAACACAUUCUCCAGAGGGGUUUUUCUCGACACCAUCCUUCCCCGUCGUGAUGAUAAUGGAGUCCGGCCAACUAUUGGUCAGCGUAUUCGCCUGAGUCGGGGAGAUAUCGCUCAGGCAAGGAAGUUGUACAAAUGCCCAGCUUGCGGAGAGACUUUGCAGGACUCAACAGGGAAUUUCUCAGCCCCUGGCUUUCCAAAUGGCUACCCCUCCUACUCCCACUGUGUCUGGAGGAUCUCGGUGACCCCAGGGGAAAAGAUUAUGUUGAACUUCACAUCAAUGGACCUAUUUAAAAGUCGCCUUUGCUGGUAUGACUAUGUGGAAGUGCGUGAUGGCUACUGGAGAAAAGCUCCUUUACUGGGUAGAUUUUGUGGUGACAAGAUCCCUGAACCAGUAAUCUCCACAGACAGCCGACUGUGGAUUGAGUUCCGGAGCAGCAGUAACAUCCUGGGCAAAGGCUUCUUUGUGGUCUAUGAAGCUAUUUGCGGUGGAGAAAUUCACAAAGAUGCUGGCAACAUCCAAUCUCCCAAUUACCCAGAUGACUACAGACCUUCCAAAGAGUGUAUCUGGAAGAUCACAGUUUCUGAGGGCUUUCACAUAGGAAUCACAUUCCAAGCCUUUGAGAUUGAGUGGCACGAUGCAUGUUCUUAUGACUACCUGGAGAUCCGAGAUGGCCUCACUGAAUACAGCCCACUGAUCGGUCGCUUCUGUGGCUAUGAGAAGCCAGAAGAUAUCAAAUCCAGUUCAAAUAAAGUAUGGAUGAAGUUUGCAUCUGAUGCAACCAUCAAUAAAGCAGGCUUUGCAGCAAAUUUCUUUAAAGAGAUGGAUGAAUGUUCUCUCCCAGACAACGGUGGGUGUGAGCAGCACUGUGAGAACACACUGGGGAGUUACAAGUGCACCUGCGAGCCUGGCUAUGAGUUGAGAGCUGAUAAGAAGAGCUGUGAAGCUGCCUGUGGGGGCUUCAUCACCAAGCUCAAUGGGACCAUUACUAGCCCUGGAUGGCCCAAGGAAUAUCCUACUAACAAAAACUGCGUCUGGCAGGUGGUAGCUCCAGCCCAGUACCGGAUCUCCCUGCAGUUCGAAGUGUUUGAGCUGGAAGGCAAUGAUGUCUGUAAAUAUGACUAUGUUGAGAUUCGUAGUGGAUUGGCUUCUGACUCUAAGCUGCAUGGAAAAUUCUGUGGCUCAGAGAAGCCUGAAGUGAUCACAUCGUAUGGCAACAACAUGAGACUGGAGUUCAAGUCAGACAACACGGUCUCCAAGAAAGGCUUUAAAGUUCACUACUUUUCUGACAAGGAUGAAUGCUCCAAAGACAACGGUGGUUGCCAGCACGAAUGUAUCAACACCUUUGGGAGCUAUGUAUGCCAGUGCAGAAAUGGCUUCAUGCUGCAUGAAAAUGGCCACAACUGUAAGGAAGCUGGUUGCGAGCACAAGCUGAGUGGUGCAGAGGGAAUGAUGAGCAGUCCAAACUGGCCUGAGAAGUAUCCCAGCCGGAAAGAGUGCACCUGGGACAUCUCUGCAAUGCCUGGCCACCGAGUGAAAGUAACCUUCAAUGAGUUUGAGAUUGAACAGCACCAAGAAUGUGCGUAUGACCACUUGGAAAUGUAUGACGGGCCCAACAGCAAGUCACCUGUCCUUGGCCGCUUCUGUGGCAGCAAGAAACCAGACCCUGUAGUGGCUUCUACCAACAAGAUGUUCCUCAGGUUUUACUCAGAUGCAUCUGUGCAAAGAAAAGGUUUUCAGGCAAAGCACAGCACAGAGUGUGGUGGACUCUUAAAGGCUGAAGUACAAACUAAGGAACUGUAUUCCCAUGCUCAGUUUGGGGAUAACAACUACCCGGGUCAAAGGAACUGUGAAUGGGUGAUUGUAGCUGAAGAUGGUUAUGGGGUGGAACUGACAUUCCAGACGUUUGAGAUUGAGGAGGAGGCCGACUGUGGGUACGACUACAUGGAAAUUUAUGAUGGUUACGACAGUACUGCACCACGCCUGGGACGCUUCUGUGGCUCUGGGCCUUUGGAAGAAAUCUACUCUGCGGGGGAUUCCAUCAUGAUUCGAUUCCACACAGAUGACACCAUCAACAAGAAAGGAUUUCACGCCCAAUACAUAAGUACCAAAUUUCAGGAUGCAUUGCACAUGAGAAAGUAGUUUGACUGCUCCUCACAGACAUUCCCAUCUGAAGACUGAGAUAUUUAACUGUGAUCUUUGUCUUUUUUUUUAAGCUUCUGUGCACCUGUCCAAAAGCAGUGUACAGUAUUUUCUGUAACUAAAACUAAAUCCAGUCUCCAAGGUUUGCAUUAGCAUGACCCUUUCUUGUUAACAUACCCAGAACCAAAAAUUGUCUUCUUAUCAUACCUGCCAGGGCAUAAACAUUGUAUUUUGCACAGCUUGCCACGGAGCUGAGUGAAGACUGAGACUGAAUUGAGAAAAGCCUUCAUCACUUGCGUGUCCUGUUUCUAGGUGACAUUUCCUAAGUAUCCUCUACACAUGAGCUGUCUGAACACAUUUUCUGAAGCAGACGAUUGGACAGCCUUGCAGUGGGAGUUUCUCAAUGGACGUUGGGAGCCACACACUCUCCUCUACCAGCUCAAAAGACCCUGUGCAAUAAGUGAACAACCAGAUGGCUCAGACUCCAUCACUCCUUCUGUCCCAUCUGUGUAUUGUCUUGGUUAUUAUAGGUUGAAAGGUAGGCAGAGGCACGAGAACAGUCUCUUUAGGGCUGCUAGCAACUUGGAUCAUGGUGAAUGAGAAGAGCCCAGUGCUUGAUUUGCAGUAAUUGUCAUGAUGUGUAUUGAAUGGAAGUACUCUGAUGCAGCGGCUGUGGUGGCUGACAGGGAAGUGCUAUGGUAGGAUGCAAGGCAUGACUGGUGGCAAAGCUUAACAACUGGAGCACUGACAGCAUGCUCCAGUUAUACCACCAGGCAAGGCAGAGGGCAGCAGUCCAGGCCUUAUAUUAAAUAAGGAAUCUCUCCUCCUCACUCCAUCCAUGUUUGUUUUCUCCAUCCAUGUUUGUUUUCUCAGCCUUCUUUAUGCUGUUUCCUUUCCUUAGCACUGCUUCCACGUGAGCCCUUCCUUUCCAAAGCUGAGCUGCUCUCCCCAGGGCUCCCGGCUGCAACCUAGGAGUGCUCUGCAACAUCAGCCAGCCGGAGUGUCUCACUGAAGGAAAUGCUGGGCCAGAGAUAGUCAGAGUGUCCCUGAGGCAAAGGGAUGUGAUGCAUGUCGGCUGUGGUGAACCUGUCAAACAUGUGCAAGGUCCACACGUGGGACUAAGAAUGGGAAAGCUCUGCUGGCUUCUGCUUCCUCCUUGUUCCUUGCUGGCCUGUGGCUCACUCUCUUUAACUUCAUGGCAGGGGUGUAUGUGAGAUGGUGACUUAAGCACUUUGAGGUAUAAGGUUCAGACAUGCUCUGUGUUGCAGUUAUUUAUGUACAUGGAAGCUACCGAGCCAUGGUCUUUCAGAAUUAACAGGUAGCCAGACACUUCUUUGGGAAAAAAUAGGGAAACUGUGCUUUUGGGGUAACCACUGUAAUUGAGUUGUUGAUAUAAAAGGAAAAAAAAAAAAAAAAAGAAAAAAAAUAUUUGGAAUGAUAUUGCAUUAAGGUAUUCGUGGGCAAAGCUGAGGUAUGUUAGCUUUAAUAAAGUAUUUAUAAUCCAAGGAUUACUAUGUUUACAUAACCAGUGUACUGUCAAGCUGUGGGAUGACACCUCCUCUCCAGUGUAGACUGGAGAAGUGUGGGGCCAGCACCACUGUCAGACACAAAUGACAUUCCUGGAGACGAGGGCAUUUCCAGAUGGAUAAUAAAUACAUCCGGCCCUCUCCAGAAGUCCUUGAACAAAAUAUGGUCCAAGUAUACUGAAUACUAGCAGGAGCAAAUGCAUGUAUUUUCUUGCUUGGAACAAGAAAAAUAAUUUAUACGCACACACAAAAGAUGUAUGUAUCUAAAAUGUGCAUGUGGAAGAUCAGUAGUCAAAGCCUUAAUAAGUGUCACGUGAACAAGACUGUACCACUGACUAUAGCUUUACUGCAGGCUGUAUAAAACCAUGUUAUUUCUGUUUUGUUUUUCUUAGCUCUGUUUUCUUUUUUCAAAUUUUGUGGCCUUUUUACAGGCAAGAUCUCUGAUCUCAAGAUGUUUGACCAUACGGGUCUGGGGAAGUGAACUCUGCUAGAUGGGGUCUGUAUUUGUCUUUCUCUUGCUUGCCCCCAUUCAAGCAAAAUUGUAGUGACUCAGGUCUGUAUCUAAAAGCAUGGUACCGAUCCCUGUGAAACAGAAGGAAAGUUUCAGAUGGUGAGCAGUGGUUCAGGUUUCCUGGCUCUCUAAUGGGAGCAAUCACUCCAGAGAGAAGUGACUGUAGGAGCUUCCCAUGUACUUCAAACAUCUCUGUUCCAUGUUCUGGUAAUUUCUCGUCUUCCCCAGACUGAUUCAUUGCAGGUACUUGCAAUGUGGUUUGACAGAUCUACUACUCGUUAGCAUUCAUGUGUCUCUUGUGACAGUGUGCUCACAACUGUUGUGCUGUACAUUCAACCAAUGAUGUAUGUAGGAUAUAUCUGCUGUACUGGCAGGGCUUAACAGUCAAUAAUUCUAGGUGUGCAAAAGUUUCUUAAGAAAAAACAUCAGACCCUGUAAGGUAUGUAUAUGUAUUCUGGUCUUCGUGUGGUUUUACAUUUCACUACUAAAAUAACUUUUUAAGAGGAGGAGGAGAGGAGGGUAUGGGGGCGAUCGCAAAUGUACCUGUGCCUGGAACAAGUCUCUGCAUUAAUUAAAGACUGCGGAUUCAGUUGCACAUUCUGUUGUAUGCAUGCAUUUACAUUUCCUCAAGGGGAGAAAAUGUCUUAAUACAUUCCUUGUCCUGCCAACAGUUGUUUCUGUCUACUGCUAAUACCAGGCGGGAUUUACUUUCUGCAGGAAGAGAUUUUCCCUUGAGCCUUUAGCUUUGUCUUGGCUUUUGCAAUCAAGAGGGCAUUUAGGAAGCGGGGCUGAAGAGCAAGCUGGUCAGUCAAAGGGCUGCAUUAUUAUGUUUCAUGUUCUGCACUCAUCCUUUAGUGGGCUGAGAUGCAGAUCUGCAGCAAUAAACAUUAAGGGUCUGGGAAUUAGUCCGUAAGUAGACUUCAAAAGAAGAGGCUUAUUUACUACACUACAGGAUAUGGCCUUCAGCAGCAAGUCCCAAUCUAAAAGGGCCCUCUCCUUUCACUGCCACUUUACAGGUCUUUUUUACUAGCUCUGGUACUUGCAUGGAUCUUUGUUUCUGUACUUAAGAAUGAAAGAUGUAAGAGUACUGAGGGAUGUGAUUUCCCUGCAGCUGUUGAUGGUUAACAUCUCCCCCCAGUAUAAAUGUGGAAGUGUUUUCCCCUGUAUAAAAGGACCAAAUUUUGGAUGUUCUGGUAAAGGCAGUGCUCAGGCUUUGAGGUUUCCCUCUGCAAGGUCAUUCUCAUGGGCAAGCAUCAAGUGGACUCUAUGACUCUUCCAAGAAAGAGUGUUUUAGCAUCCAGCUUAAAAUAUGAUGGAUAUUAUCCCUAAUAUUAUCCCCCGAGUGUGAGGUCUGACACAAAAAAACCCUGAGACAGUGCAUGUAACUCUUACAGUUAACAAAUUAAGAAAAUCAACUAUGAUCACCUUCAAAACGGUUCCCUUCUGAGUUGACACACAGCUGCAUAUGAUGAUGCUAAUGUUCAAGGCAAUUCUACAGAUAAUUUUCUAAAAGGCUGCUAAGGACCUCUCUUGGUUUUGCUUUCACAUCUUCUACUGACAAAAAAAAUGGGUUCCUUUGAGCACCAACUUGGUAUUUGGGAAGAGGGAGACAGGUCUGGCGAACGGGGUCAGUGCUCAAGCAUGGUGAUAUUGUUAUUAGCUAAAAACUACUUCACAAAGAAAGCAUUGUUGGCUGGCACAAACUUGAUGGUUUUUGACAAAGAGUAAGAAAACAUCUGUAUUUGAAUAGGCAUCUCCUUAUACUGAAGAAGCAGUUAAGUUGCGCCGUGUCUCGCUGUGACAGGUUAGAACAUGCUCUAUAACCAUCUCUGUCUCUCCCCUCCUGCUCCUUGUUCCCAAGCUAUAGGGCUAAUCUCAUUUUUUUUGUGUCAGACAUUAUAUCCUGAAGCUGUUUAGUAGCAAAAUAUUUUCUCACUUCCCUGUGCUGCUUCUUAUGUUGUUAUUUGUGAAUCAUAGAUAGAUGUUGUUUGUCACUGUUUUGUUCAUUGUUUCAGAUGAAUCAACAUCCCCAUGAGCAGGAAGAACACGAAUAGGAAUCAUGCCCUCCCAGACCCUGAGACGCAAGUCAUCUGUUAAUGGAUUCUCAAUGUAGCACAUAUGAUGCUAAGUGAAUUACUAAAUGGAGGACUGGCUUUAAGGCUAGACCUAGACUAACAGGGAGCUUAUGGACUUUUAUAUGACCACAAUGCCUGGGACAACACAUAUCUAUGUAAAUGAAGAGCCAGACAAACACUGCAAACCAGACAUCCAAACACAACCAAAACCCAUGAGGAUGAAGAAUCCCAGAAGAGAGGCACCUGCGCUGU
Messenger RNA from Cuculus canorus (common cuckoo), 7399 nucleotides. RefSeq names its product tolloid-like protein 2. The transcript is spliced from 22 exons. Gene Ontology annotation, molecular function: metalloendopeptidase activity; zinc ion binding; calcium ion binding. Gene Ontology annotation, biological process: proteolysis. The record is from RefSeq and is a predicted model, not a curated record. Lineage: Eukaryota; Metazoa; Chordata; Aves; Cuculiformes; Cuculidae. The coding region runs from base 42 to 3035 and encodes 997 amino acids.